Molecule: messenger RNA, 444 nt
Organism: Neoarthrinium moseri
Lineage: Eukaryota; Fungi; Ascomycota; Sordariomycetes; Amphisphaeriales; Apiosporaceae
Exons: 5
Coding region: 1-444 (147 amino acids)
Biological process (GO): ubiquitin-dependent protein catabolic process; protein polyubiquitination
Cellular component (GO): nucleus
Molecular function (GO): ubiquitin conjugating enzyme activity
Source: RefSeq, a predicted model, not a curated record
AUGGCUUUGAAGCGCAUCAACAAGGAACUCACAGACCUGGGCCGUGACCCUCCGUCGUCAUGCUCCGCCGGUCCCGUCGGUGAAGACCUGUUCCACUGGCAAGCAACCAUCAUGGGUCCCAGCGACUCGCCCUACUCGGGAGGCGUCUUCUUCCUCGCCAUUCACUUCCCCACAGACUACCCCUUCAAGCCCCCGAAGGUCAACUUCACCACCCGCAUCUAUCACCCCAACAUCAACUCAAACGGCAGCAUCUGCCUCGACAUCCUCCGUGACCAAUGGAGCCCCGCUCUGACCAUCAGCAAGGUCCUGCUCUCCAUCUGCUCCAUGCUGACAGACCCCAACCCUGACGACCCGCUGGUACCCGAGAUCGCACAUGUCUACAAGACAGACCGCCCCAGAUACGAGGCGACCGCCCGAGAGUGGACUCGCAAAUACGCCAUUUAA